Messenger RNA from Aplysia californica (California sea hare), 2232 nucleotides. RefSeq names its product transmembrane protein 117. The record is from RefSeq and is a predicted model, not a curated record. Gene Ontology annotation, biological process: intrinsic apoptotic signaling pathway in response to endoplasmic reticulum stress. NCBI's taxonomy places the organism in Eukaryota, Metazoa, Mollusca, Gastropoda, Aplysiida, Aplysiidae.
GUGACGGAUAUGAUGCUCCAGGAAAAGCUGUACCCAUCCUGGGCCAAGCCCGUCCGCAAGUGGUGGAACACCAGCUACAACCGCAUCAUCCUCUUCUGGAUCAUCGUGGUCCUGUCCUCCUUCACCGUCCUCUUCGUCAUCGCCACCGACUACAUCAACUGGGACAGCCUCAACAGGGACUUCUUGCACAGCAACGAGAUCUCCCGGGCCUUCCUCGCCUCCUUUAUCCUAGUGCUGGACUUGACCAUUGUCAUGCAGUCUCAGGCAAGUGGUUCAACUACGGCAUUCUGUUCAUCGUGAUCAUCCUGGACUUGAACAUGUGGAAGAACCAGAUCUUCUACUCCCCCUUUGACUAUGGCCAGUACGUGGACUCGGAGGGCCGCAUCCACACGGUGACGGACCGCUUCAGCCUGGACAACGCCAAUGAGUCCAUCUUGACCUUUGACUACCGCAACGUGACCAUCAACCCAGACACGGGUCAGAGGUACAUCCUUGGGGACACCAUGAUGAAUGCCCGCUACAACGGCUACUCAAUGGGCCUCAAGGGGAUGGCCUUCGUUCCCAGCAUCGCCGUGUUCCUGCUGUUUGGAAUAUUCGUGUGGAUCUACGGGAGGAGGCCGAAGCCCACACAGGAGAAUCCGUACGGAGGCCGGCUACGCAAGAGGAGGAGGAGGAGGUUUAGCGCGAGGAAGAAGUGGAAUAGCAUCAGGAUGUGGUUCCGGGGAGCGGCGCCUGUGCUGACCAGGUUUAGGAGUCGGAGAGAGGAGAGGGCUGCGGGGAGAACGGCAGAGGAGGGGGGCAAUAAUAGGGAGGAUGUGGGGGAGAGCAGAAAAGAUGGAGAGAGUGCAGAGAGAGUGGAGGAGAGGAGGGUGGCGAGAGGAGAGGGAGGUGAGGAGGACCAUAGUACUACGCAAGAGGUUGCCUUUUAAUUCUGUGGAGGGUCGGAGGGUAAAGGAGAGGGGAGGAAUGAGGCUAAAGAGAAUUGUUUUUAACUGUGGUAAGCAUAUCAUUUUUCUAAAAUAAUCCUUUUUUUUGUGGAGAAUGUUUAGCUGAUUUUGAUCAGGGGUCACAUUGGGUAUUGCCUGUUGCCACUUUAUCCAGCCUGUUAAAAUUCUGGAAUUGCUAUUUCUUUGUCUGACUUGUCUGACUUUUUUUUCGUAAACACUUGUUUCCACUACGUGCUUAUCCUUUUAACGUAUUUACAGGGUUUUUUUCUUGUGGACAUUUGCACUUGGCGCUUUGCCAUUUAUCUAGUGACAGGUUGAACAAAAUUUCGGAAAGUUUUUGAAUACCUUUCAAUUAGCAGAGAAUUUUGUUUUUGUUUUUGACAAUUACAGAAGCAUGUUAUUUUCUAUUUAAGACAAUCAAGAAAGAAGUGUAAGAUGCACAUUGGCAACUUACUGUGGACUGGAAAUCCUAUCUUAGUGGUAUUUCCUUAAUGUUUCUCAUCACUCUCAAUAUCUUUGAUGUGAUCAUACAAAAAUCAGUCACUUAAAAAAUUAUGUGAGAUACAGGUGCCUCCUCCAUCCUCCUUUCACUGUCCCCGCUCCGUCCCUCCACCCCUCCGUAUUCCUCGAAUGCCCCCUCUUCUCCUUCCCUUUUUUACUCCUUCACUCUCUCCUUCCAUCCCAUCCUCACUCCUUCACCCUCCCCCUCCUUCCAGCUCUCCCCCCCCCCUCUAAACUUGUAAAUUUCGCCGUCUCAGGGUUUGCCUGAAGUGCAAUGUCAAAUCUUGUUUCAGAUCCUGCACUUUCAAUGGAACUAUCUAAGCAAAGUUGUUUCUUGCUGUUUGGUUUUUCUUUAAAAAUUUUUUAAAAACAAAAUGUACAUAUACUAUUUUUUUCCUUUAAUUUUCUUCCUUUUAUUGGUGGCUGGGUUUCCAACUAUAUCCAUAUCAUGUAUGAGGCAUAGACAAACUGAAUCAUUUGAAGACUGAAAUGGAAAAAGGAUCAAAGUUACAGACUCGAAAUUAUUCAAUUAUUGCUAUUAGCUUGUGCAAGAAGAGUUUCAUAGUCUCCUCUAAGAAACAAUCAAACUGAACAAUGGGCAUAGUCUGGAGUCAAUUAGGCUACCUGUUUUAAAAGCGUGGGAAACAAAAUAACCCUUUCAAAACGCAGUGUUUUUUUCACUUUCAGAUUGGGAUUCCAUCUCCGAACCUGACAGUUUGACUUUGAUUAUUUUUCCAUUGUUGGUCUUCAUUUUGAUUUUAAAUAGAGCGAAAGAAAAAAAAAA